Gorilla gorilla gorilla (western lowland gorilla) is the source of this 3529-nucleotide messenger RNA. It is a transcript of the gene FBXO47, whose product is annotated as F-box protein 47. Bases 42 to 1541 code for a protein of 499 amino acids. The transcript is spliced from 11 exons. NCBI's taxonomy places the organism in Eukaryota, Metazoa, Chordata, Mammalia, Primates, Hominidae. The record is from RefSeq and is a predicted model, not a curated record. Gene Ontology annotation, molecular function: protein binding.
AGGGAGGCGGGCACUACGAGAGCUGAGGCUGCUUGCUAUUCAUGAGGGGGCGGGCCUCCUUCCCGCGGGGGCUCUUGGGAAGAUUCUACAAUAUUCUAGAGGCCGCGGGGACGUCUGAAAACAAGACAAGAAGAAGAAUGGCAUCCAGAAUAAAUACAAAUUUCACUUUGAUUCCCAACCAGAAACUUAGACGUAGUAAUCGUCAAACCAGCUGUUAUUCCAAGACCCUUGGCUCAGGCUUUCAACCCAUAUCAACAUUUGGAAAUUUUAAAGCCUUACCAUUGGAAAUAUUCCAGAUAAUUUUAAAAUAUUUGUCAGUGAAGGAUAUCAGCAUGCUAAGCAUGGUGUCCAAAACAGUCAGCCAACACAUUAUUAAUUAUAUCUCAACCUCAUCAGGAAGCAAAAGACUUUUACUACAGGACUUUCAUAACCUUGAGCUGCCUGACAGGAGACAAGACUCUGCUAUACUGGAGCACUACAGAUCUCUAGGUCUACUGUUUAAAAGAUGCACAUUGCUGCUACCCACCAAGGAAAGGCUAAAAUACAUUCACAAGAUACUCACAGAAGUUUCCUGCUUUAAAUUCAAUGGCUGUGCAGCUCCUAUGCAGUGUUUAGGAUUAACAUGUUAUGGCAUGUUUUUACAGACCUUAACAGCAGGUUGGGAUGAACUUGAGUGCCAUCGCGUUUAUAAUUUCUUAUGCGAACUGACUAAUCUCUGCCGCAAGAUGCAAAUGGCUGUCUGCAGCAAACCAGGAAGUGCCCGAAAACUGGAGUUAAGAAUCAGACUCUUCUGUAGGAAUGUCCUCCUUGAUCAUUGGACACAUCGAAGUGAUUCUGCUUUUUGGUUGACGCGAAUAUUAAAACCAUGGCCAAUGGUGAAUCAGGCAAGAUUGCUGUAUAUCAUCUUUGGGCCAAUAUCUCCUCAAGAUGGACAGGUGGUUUGGCAGGAAAUGAUAGAAGAACCUACAGAUGAAUUCAGUCUGAAAGGUUUGGCUGAUGCCAUUAAGUUACUAUAUGACGCUAGCACUAAAGAGUGGACAGCAGAUGAUGUUAUCAGUCUUGUAGAUGAACUAUCAGUGGUUCCCCGUGAGUGGCUUCUAGAGAAUAAUGCACGUCUCCUAAUGCUAAGUGGAAACAACAUCUGUUUCAGUUUCAUGGCUAGUAAAGCUGUGAAUGGACGGACCAUUGAACUGGCAAGGCUCGUAGUCUUUUUGGCUUUGCUUUCUUCACAUGAAGGUUUACAGUGCUUUAUAUGUCUAAAUCAGGUGUGUGAGAAAGAACUGUACUGCAUGGAUUGGACAGUUAAAAUGAUGCAAAAAGUCUGCAAAGUCUUUAGCACUCCAGUGGAAAGAAAGAACUUCCUGCAGAAUGUGGCAAAUGCAUUUGCAUGUGUUAUAAUGGAAAUGCUGCAAUCAAUUAUGUCUGGAGACCGUGAUGAAGAUGACAGAAGCUUUUUGAAUUUGUUCCAUCUUGUACAUGCUCAGGCUAACUUCCAUAAGGAGGUCCUGUAUUUGACCAUGAAUACUCCUCUGUCUACCUAAAUCCUCAGAAAGCCUUGCCUUUAGAGAACGUCACUGAAUGAAUGAUUAGAGGAGUGCUACUUUUUCACUCAAAAAAUAGCAUCCAUGGGACUUUUUAUCAUCUAAGUAACCUAAGAAUUCAAAAGCUGGAUAGAAUUUUAGAAGCAACUAUGUACAUCAUUAUUAAUAUAAAAAUAACAGGCAGACUCAAGAAUGUACUGAGAUUUCUCUGGAAAACAAGCUCUGCCUCUCCAGGUUUUAGUCAACCUAACACCAAACCAAAAUAGAAUGUUAGCUGUUCAAGAAUCUGGGACCAGCCAACCUGUGUGUAUGCAUUUUUGAAGCAAGAGAAAAUUCCAUUUUAUAGUUAGACCCAAAUUCACUAAAUAGUGUGUAUGUUCACUUUGUUUAAGUUGUAUAGACAUAGCCCAGAAUGUUUUGUGAAGAUUUGCAAUAUGGUGUUUUGGAAUGUGUAGAAUACAAAUCACAGUUUUUACUACCUUCUUGGCAUAUGCUUACAAAGAACAUUAUAUUUUGUUCAUGUUUUACAUGAACUAAUGGAUAAAAACAAAGUAUACAUAUAUGUCUAUAUAUAUAUAUAUAGACACACACACAGAGACAUAUAUUUCCUUCUUUAAGAUAAUCAUACAAAAGGUCUAUACAUACAGGAAGGUAUAUAUUGUCUCAAUGCAAUCAAAUCAUCUUUUACUGGGGAUUCAAAUAAAAUGUAGCAAAUAAGAGAAAAAUAAAAUGAAAGAAAAUAGCUAUUCUGCUGCCAGAAUAAUCUUUACAAAUAGUUUUUACUUCUUCCUAAAGCUUUUCUCCCUAUCUUAAAAAGUGAGAUUUGUCUGGGCACAGUGGCUCACACCUGUAAUCCCAGCAAUUUUGGAGGCUGAGGCAGGAGGAUCCCUUGAGUCCAGGAGUUGGAGGCUGCAGUGAGUUAUGAUUGUACCAUUGCACUCCAGCCUGGUGACAGAGUGAGACCCUGUUUCUAAACAAAACAAAACAAAACAAAAAACAAAAAAACAAGAUUUGACAAAGGAAACUAAACGUAUGGGUGGUUUACAGCAGCCCAUGAGAGAGUGGGGUUCGGUUCUGUUCUCUCAAGUAUAUAGAUUCCAAGAAGCUGCAGGACUGUUUCAGCCUGACUAGCAUCUGCCACUACUGCUUUUACUUUUACUAUUAAAGUAGAUAAUAAUAGUACUUGACAGGGCUGAAAGAAUGCUGGAGUCCUCCUGGAUCUCCCAUCCCAUUUUUUUCUCCUUGGGUUUGAGCACUUUACUUCUGAAGACACAUUGCUUCCACCUGGACUUCUCAGAGGCUGGCCUUCUUUACCCAAGCUCUUGAUUUAACUCACCUUUGGAGCUGAUGAAGGAAAGAAACACUAGAAGAUAUGAAAAGUAUCUGCAGAAGUAGGGGGUAAAUUAUGGGAAAUUCUCAAAUGUUUGGUAAGAGGGACUCAGUGAGAGAUGAAUAGGACUGAGGAAGAGUGAAAAUUGUGGAGAAAAUACAAAUUGUGAAAACAGGAUUUUAUUGUACUUCAGUAGUAAAGGCACUUACCUUCAUUUCUGGAAGGUGAGAAGUUUAACUGUCUUUCUUAGAUGGAUUUUCCCACUGUAAUUCCAUUGGUGGCAGGAAUUUUUUUCUCCAGUUUUUCAUUAGCAUAUUUAUGCAAAAACAAAGUUCUUGCUUUUAUCCUGGUUUCAUUUUCUUCUUCUCAAUGUAAGAAUUCACCCUCAGUUGAAUUAUAAAUGGAAUUGAAUUAUAAAGAUUAAAAGUUGGCAGAUACCAGAGUAUAAAAUAAUACCUUAGUUUUUUCAUUUUCCCCUCUCUUUUUUCCUAUACAUGCUUGCAAAGCAUAGAUCUAUCAAAACAUUGAUUAUUCCAAGUUAAGAGUAUACCUGUUCAACUAUCUGUGAGGGAAAGAAAAAAUAAGGAAAAAAAAGUAAAAUAUUCAAAUAUAAAUAGUGAAUUUUUUUUUUUUUUGAGAUGGAGUCUCACUCUGUUGC